GCUUCAAAAGAACAAACACAUUCUCAAAACAAAGGAAGACAGCCCUGACUGCAGAGGAAGCAGGAAGCUGCCAGCCCUGCUCUGAACUGGGCUGCUGGGCUCCCAGGCAGCAGAAUGGAGUCGGUGGCCCUGUACAGCUUCCAGGCCACAGAGAGCGAUGAACUGGCCUUCAACAAGGGGGACACACUCAAGAUCCUGAACAUGGAAGAUGACCAGAACUGGUACAAGGCUGAGCUCCGGGGUGCCGAGGGGUUUAUUCCCAAGAACUACAUCCGAAUCAAGCCCCACCCGUGGUACUCGGGCAGGAUUUCCAGGCAGCUGGCUGAAGAGAUUCUGAUGAAGCGAAACUUCCUGGGGGCCUUUCUGAUCCGGGAGAGCGAGAGCUCCCCAGGGGAGUUCUCCAUCUCUGUGAACUACGGAGACCAGGUCCAACACUUCAAGGUGUUGCGAGAGGCCUCUGGGAAGUACUUCCUGUGGGAAGAGAAGUUCAACUCCCUCAAUGAGCUGGUCGACUUCUAUCACACCACCACCAUCGCCAAGAAGCGGCAGGUCUUCCUGCGAGAUGAGGAGCCCCCACUCAAGGCAGCCCGGGCCCGCUUUGCCCAGGCGCAGUUCGACUUCUCCGCGCAGGACUCCUCACAGCUCAGCUUCCGCCGUGGUGAUGUCAUCGAGGUCCUGGAGCACCUGGACCCCCACUGGUGGCGAGGCCGGUUCUGCGGGCACAUAGGUUUCUUCCCACGGAGCUACGUCCAGCCUGUGCACCUCUGACCAGAGUGGGACCCAGGGGACGGAGUUGGCAGACGGUCUUUCCACCAAAGUCCAACAGAAACCAUGCACACCCCUACCAGGUCCUACAGGGCUCAGCCAAGGGCCUUGGACAGGAACCUGGGCCUCUAAGUGCCCCGUCCAGACCCCACUGCUCCACAUGAACUGGGCUGCCCCCAGCUGCCCACCACCAGCGUGGUGUUCAGCGCCCACCAGGCAGGGGGAGCUCCCAGAGUUCCUACUGGUCGCCAGCUUCAUGACAUAAUAGGGUGGGCUGGCCAAGGCCCCGCCCACUACAACCUUCAAUGGCCCCCAUCCUCAGAGACGGUUCAGGGCGCCCAGGUUCCUCACAUUAGGGGCUCAACCCAAGGCUUGGGUGUGUUCACCUUAAACUGACCAGUCACUGGGCCUGCCUGCCCCUCCCUCAAAAGGACCCUUGAAGUGCUGCUACUAGGGGACACUUGGGGACAUCCAAGUGCUGCUUGGAUGUGAGAGACAGGCGAGGGUACCUGUUGGACUCCACUGAGUACCUAUUGGCCUGGACUCGGUGGACAGACUCCAAGUGGACAAUGACUUUUCCACAGUCCCAUGACAACUCCAGGCUCCACGGGGGCAUCUGACGCCCCACCCACUGCAGACACUUUGGGGAGGGCUGGAGUCCCUGAGGAAGAGGCCUCAGUGGUGAGAGAAAUGGAGGCAGCCGCUCCUCUCAGAAUGGACGAGCAGUGAGGGCAAGCCCUGGACAUAACCACCUGAGAGGCUGGGUUCAGGCCCAGCUUUUACCCCGACAGACUCCAGGCAGUUUGGGGACUACAGGCCUGGUGGGAAGUAGGGGCUGAGCUGGAGUCUGAAGUCCAGCAGCCCCUAGAAUAGGGUGGGCAGUCUGGGUGAGUCCCCAGCUUAAGAAAAGACAAGGGUGUCUGCAUCCAUUGUGCUCCCAGCAGGGAGGGUGUUACUAAGCGACACCUGCCCAGGGCACCUUUGGGAGCAGGCAGAGUAAGGGGAGCCUGGAAACCACCUUGCAUGCCGGGCUGGUGACACGGGGGCAGUGAGCAGGGGAGGGAGGGGAGGCUCCUGUGGCAGCUGGGAGCAGAUGGGGUGGGGUGCCCAGGGAGGUGCCUGAGUUGGGGGUUCCCCCCACCCGGGGGUGGCCUGAGACCCUUGGAGCCCUGAGCCCUGGCAGGUUGUACUGCUCCUCACCUAGAUCUCGCACUCCAAAUAAAACAGCC
This is a messenger RNA of Artibeus jamaicensis (Jamaican fruit-eating bat), 1994 nucleotides long. It is a transcript of the gene GRAP, whose product is annotated as GRB2 related adaptor protein. Gene Ontology annotation, molecular function: protein binding. The transcript is spliced from 5 exons. NCBI's taxonomy places the organism in Eukaryota, Metazoa, Chordata, Mammalia, Chiroptera, Phyllostomidae. Bases 115 to 768 code for a protein of 217 amino acids. The record is from RefSeq and is a predicted model, not a curated record.